AGGCAGGCAGAGCCUGCCCGCGGCUCCGCACCCAUCGUUGCUGCGUUUCCCGGCUCGGUGUCUCCUUGUCUUUGCCCAGGCGCCCGCAAAACUUUUAUUGUCUCGGGCUCCCCCCGGGCUGUGUGACGAAAUCGCAGCGCUCCGCUGUCUCCACGCUCGCCUGCAGCGGCGACCGAGGGGACGUGCAACCCUCGCCCGCCGCCGCCGCCGGGCUCUUGCGCUCUCUGCGCUACCUCACCUGCCGAUCGCUCCCGGGAACCGCGAGGGGGGGACCCCCAAAGGGACCGCGCGGGCGUCUCGGCACCCCGACAUCCUGUUCACCGUUGCGGACCGGCUCGGCGCAACUUUAACUUGAUUCCUGUCGCCCACCCAGGGCACCCGCGGCGGCCGCCGCCGCCGCCGCCGUCGCUGCGGUCUCACAAAGAGCGCGGGGAGGGAAGGCGGCGCGGGCGGCGGGCACGGGCCUCGGGGCUGCCUAGACAAAAGGGAAACUGCCAUCGCUCUGGGCUCCUGUUCCGACCCGCCGUGGGUUCAUCCUACCGGCCCGGGCUGCCUCUUCGCCUCGGUCCCCCGCGGGCUGUGCCCGCAGUGCUCGGACCCCGCGAGCUGCGGGGCGCGCGUCGCUGCUGCUGGUCGGGGCUCUAGGGAUAAUAAAUGAUAGAGGAUACAAUGACUUUGCUGUCUCUGCUGGGUCGCAUCAUGCGCUACUUCUUGCUGAGACCCGAGACGCUUUUUCUGCUGUGCAUCAGCUUGGCUCUGUGGAGUUACUUCUUCCACACGGACGAAGUGAAGACCAUCGUCAAGUCCAGCCGGGACGCGGUGAAGAUGGUGAAGGGCAAGGUGGCCGAGAUUAUGCAGAACGAUCGCCUUGGAGGACUUGAUGUGUUGGAGGCCGAGUUUUCCAAGACCUGGGAGUUCAAGAGCCAUAAUGUGGCGGUGUACUCCAUCCAGGGCCGGAGAGACCACAUGGAAGAUCGCUUCGAAGUUCUCACCGAUUUGGCCAACAAGACGCACCCGUCCAUCUUCGGGAUCUUCGAUGGGCACGGCGGUGAGACUGCAGCGGAAUAUGUGAAAUCCCGACUCCCGGAGGCCCUCAAACAGCAUCUUCAGGAUUAUGAGAAGGACAAAGAAAACAGUGUUCUGUCUUACCAGACCAUCCUUGAGCAGCAGAUCUUGUCAAUUGACCGAGAAAUGCUGGAAAAGUUGACGGUAUCCUAUGAUGAAGCAGGCACAACGUGUUUGAUUGCUCUCCUGUCAGACAAGGACCUGACUGUGGCCAAUGUUGGUGAUUCCCGAGGAGUCUUGUGUGACAAAGAUGGGAAUGCCAUCCCCUUGUCUCAUGACCACAAGCCUUACCAACUCAAGGAGAGGAAGAGGAUAAAGAGAGCUGGUGGAUUCAUCAGUUUCAAUGGCUCCUGGAGGGUCCAGGGCAUCCUAGCCAUGUCUCGAUCCCUGGGAGAUUACCCACUGAAGAAUCUCAAUGUGGUCAUCCCAGACCCAGAUAUCCUGACGUUUGACCUGGACAAGCUUCAGCCGGAGUUCAUGAUCUUGGCAUCAGACGGUCUGUGGGAUGCUUUUAGCAACGAAGAAGCAGUGCGGUUCAUCAAGGAGCGCUUGGAUGAGCCUCACUUCGGGGCCAAGAGCAUCGUCCUGCAGUCCUUCUACAGAGGCUGCCCUGACAAUAUCACGGUCAUGGUGGUGAAGUUCAGGAAUAGCAGCAAAACGGAAGAGCAGUGAGUCCUGCAGGGUCUCAGCUGCCCCAGACUAGAGGACUCCAACACACUGCUCUCUUCGUGUAAUAAAAGGUGUGGGGAUUAUAAUUAGGAUCAUGUGUCCCAACACAGAACCCCUUCCCUGGUGACCUCGAAUCCCUAUCAAGCGAUGAGCAGAGGGUUCCCUGGCUGACACUGUUGGGGGCUGGAAGGAGUUUGUGUUCCCCCAGCCCUUGAUCAGUGUUUGAAAUGCAUCCGUAGGUAGCUAUCGAUCCCACAUAUGAGGCAAAGGGAAGACAGGCCAUGUAUUCUCCUUCGUGUUCUUUUCAUGAUCCCUUUCGUGGUCCUUCAGACAGCCUCCGUGGUGUCCUCUCGAGAACCCGGGGGCAGGGCAGGCCUGUAACUGCAGGCAACAUGCCAGCGUCAUCUGAUGGUGUGCUGGCGGUGCCCUCGGCCUAGCAGCUUCUGAGCGUGCGCCUUCGGUACCCCAGCAGCCUGCACAGGAGACUUGCAACACUUUAUCUGUUGCCUGCUCUUGGAGACUGAGGGAUGAGAGAAGACGGAGAGUUGGUGGCAGCUUCCUGCACACCAGACGGCACCCCUUCCCCUUCCCUCCUUAGGGUAGCGGAUUCAGGAUGCAGUUAUCCAUCCCUAUGCCUCUCCUCAUGGGGCACAGCUUUACCGUUUGCUCACACCUUACGAUGAAAUGCAUCAAGGGUAGCCGCUGACUUCAUGAGUUUUUGCCUCACCAACAACCCACAGAAAGGGGAUGAAGCGGGUGGGAAGCACAGCACAGUGCAGGAUGACUUUCUGUCUCCAAGGAGGACUGAGGCUGGGAUGAAACUCGCUGUCUGUCUCAGCGAGGGAGGUCACCACCACCUCACACCCACCAGCUACUGCCUUCCCCAGCCCAUCUUAGUAGCUUUCACAUCUUUCGAACAGUGUUGGGAGAAACAGCAGCCUAGGAUCACCCAAGAGUGCUGUUCCCAGCCACCACAAAUUGGUAUUUGGUGGCAAACCACUGAGACAUGCUUCCUGGCCAAGAGAAAGGUCUUUCAUCUUUGGUUGCAAAUCUCUGCCCCUACCCAGUAGCGUUGCCCAGGCAAACGCAAACUGCCUGCUGUAACCUGGAGGGAAAUAGUAGACGGACUCCUGGGGGACCAGUGUGCACUGGCCGCAGAGCUGCCUGGGAAUUCAAGCAAGAACCCUGAGAGAUAAGCAGCACAGUUACUCGGGGGCCUGGAUUGCUACUCUCCCCUCCUAACACCAAAGCUGUGGGGUUUUCCCAGUCUCUGUACUUUAUAAGUUAAUUUACAGAACAUAUUAGGUUGUCCUUUUUGACGAGCCCCAAACAACCAAGAUUUUCAUUGCAGACCCCCACCCAGAGCCUGCCUUAUUUCGUUCUUUCUCAGAGUGGGUGUUUGUCAGCCUGGCCUCUCAAGGCCCGCUUCUUAGCCCUCCCUACCCCCAGCCCAGCCCUCUGUCCUUCAGCUGCAGCGCUUGCCCAAAGCCCAGUGUGGAGAACAAAAGAUUAUCUUGGACUCGGAAGACUGCAAACUGUCUUCACUCCUCCGGGAACUUGCUUUUCUUUGCAUCGAGAAUAAUGGUUUCCCAGGAAAUUUGCUUAUUUCGUCUUAGUUACUACUUCUCAGAAUGGUUUAGUACAAACCACAUUCUGUCGCGUUAGACAGAAGCACAGGCCUGUGGAGAGACGUGGACACGUGGAUCUGUAUUAUGGGUCAAGUGGGAGGGGAACAGAGGAGACAGAUGUGGGUUCCAUCAGUGACGGAGAUGCACUUGUGGAUUCAGGAUGCUCUUAGAGUUCCCACAACCCUUCUUCUAAGGGUCCAGAUUUGACAGUCCAUAUAGUCAACUUCUCUUUUUUGUAUUUGCUUCAUGCAAAGGUGUAUAAACAAGAAGAAAAAAACAAUAAUUUGAGAAACAUUUUUAUUGUAAAGAACAAAUAAUGACAUGAUGUUUUGGUGAAGAAAAAAAGGAAAGACACCAAAUUAGCCCAUUGGUUAUUGCUGGAGCAAGUGGGGUUUCUUAACUGCCUGCACUAUUUACAAAAAUCUUCUAAUUGAGUUUAUGGACACCUUGUAAAUUUUGCUUUGGUGAAGUAACUUAUUUCUAACUGCAACCAAAUAGAAUAUACAUAUAUGUAUAUGUGUAUGUGUAUAUACAUAUACAUAUAUAUCAUACUCCUUUCUUGCCUCUUCCCCUCCCCCAUGGCUUGUAGACUUUCUUUAAAGAUAGAAAUUCUAGGCAAAAUAGUAGCAGUUUGAUGAGUAGUUACAUAUUAAACCAGAGUACCCUUCCCCUUCCCCGUGUCCUGGAAUGCUCCUUUCCUCACCUGUGUCCGGCUCUAGGGAGUCUGCAGUUGCAUGUGGCUGGGCACACCGGCCACCCGCCUCCUCUGGCGGCUCUGGAAGGGCGAGUCCAGCUUCCAGAGAACUGGACUGGAGGGAGUCCACGGGAAGCUUCCGUAAACUGCACUGCCAAGGCUUUGGGACCGGCCCCCAGGCUGUCCAGACUCCCUACCUAGCCUGAGUUCCCGUUGCCAAUAGUCCCCACAGUGCCAAAUCUGGGGAGGGUUUUACAGUGUUUUAGAAGUACAGCUGAUGCCAAUCCAGGCCCCCAUCAGCCCCUGCUCGGCUCCUCCCCUGCUCGGCUCCUCCCCCAGCACUUUGUACUCUUCUGUGGGGUAGGGGUGGGAGGGCAGGGAAGGGUUUUUUAAGAAUUCACUGCAUUUGCAGUUAAUCAUAAAAAUAAACUAUACUAACCUAGAACAAUCCAAAGCUUGUUCCCAAGACAUGUAUUUUUUUUAGUGUGACCAACUUGCCCCAGCCAAUCUAGAUCACUGCUGUACCACGUGACUGUAUGUACUCAUUCCCCGUGGCCAGUGUUCCCUGUUCCUUGCUGUGAACCGGAGGGACUGGCCUCUUGAAUCUGUAUAUGUCGAGAACAUUACCAAGAGAAGGUUCCAGUAUAGAGCUUCCCCAGGCUAGGUAACUCAAGCACGCUUUGUGUCACGCAAGGAUAGUGAUGCGGACAUUUGUGCAAAUGCUCACACGAGAGUGCUAGCGUUGCCGGUUUGACCCUCUCUGAAGUGGCUCCCAGGACGGGGACGGGCUCUGCUGUUGACUGGGGCAUCUGGAAAUGCAGGAGGGUUCACCAAAGGAGUGACCUCUUUUACCAAGUACACUUUGGUUUUCCUGUGUGUCUGUUUUUUCUCCUCGUCCUCGUCCUCCUCCUCCUGAUUUCAGAAACUGUUUUCCCUCCAUCAUUAUACAGAUCUUCCUAGAGCAGUCUCCCAGAAUGCCUUCACCUGUCACAGCAGCACUCCUGAUUUAGCUCUGGCAAAGACAUCAGUCAGAAGCCCCGUGGUGGGCUGUGAACUGUGAGCUGCCUCUGGCUAAAUCAUUCUUAUGUAGGCCUUUGGGCUAGUUGGAUGCACCUUGCAGGAACAGAGGAAUCUAAUGGCCCUCAACACAAGAGAAAACACAUUCUAAAGAUGUUUUUCCAAAUACCUGGUUUCACUGUCACAGGAGUCAAGAAUGGACUCCUAAUUCCACUUUGGAAUUGGUGACGGUACAGCUUGUAAGUCUGAAGCCUGAGCCUUUCACCUGCAAGGCUGGCUAGAAGCAGGGCUGGAACGCUGUGCUUUAAUACGCCCCCCAAGAGUCUCCGUUGACAGCGGAAGCCCUCACACUUCACUAUACUUACACCAUAGCUACCGUCUCCCGCCUGUGAGUAGGGAGCAAGGGCUUCGCCAUGCUGGGUGGGUCUCAGCCACGCUACCACAACCUUCUGUUGCUUCUCUGCAGUUGUCUUUGAUUUCCAGAUUAAACCCAAAUAUUUUUGUCUCAUCAUUGACAGUAAAAAAAGGGGGGGGAUAUAACAGGAAAAAAAUACAUACCUGAUUUUAAUCACUUUUGAUAUUUUAACUAUUUUUAAAAAUGUAUAAUAGAAAUGUCAACUGUUAAUAUUAACACACAUUACUAUCAUUCCUCUGUUCACUCCAGAUUCUGUGGAAUAAUUUACAAUGUAGAGCUCAUACAUCCUGAAAGUCAUACCCUAUUUUUCACAUUACACACACACACACCAUUAAGUCUGACAACUUAGAAGGCUUGGUCAUAUUUCCCUAGCCGUUAUCCUCAGUUGGGUCAAUUUGCUUGGGAAGCUGUGACAGGUAACCCCCAAACAAUGGGUGAAACAGGACACAGUAAAUCUGGGGUAAAGUCACCAAUUUAAAAUUGUAUCCAACAUUUUUGGGGAUAUGACACCUACAUAAUAUAAAAUAGUAAAAA
Molecule: messenger RNA, 6022 nt
Organism: Peromyscus leucopus (white-footed mouse)
Lineage: Eukaryota; Metazoa; Chordata; Mammalia; Rodentia; Cricetidae
Gene: Ppm1l
Product: protein phosphatase, Mg2+/Mn2+ dependent 1L
Exons: 4
Coding region: 655-1737 (360 amino acids)
Biological process (GO): protein dephosphorylation; positive regulation of canonical Wnt signaling pathway; negative regulation of canonical NF-kappaB signal transduction
Cellular component (GO): cytosol; nucleus
Molecular function (GO): protein serine/threonine phosphatase activity; cation binding
Source: RefSeq, a predicted model, not a curated record